Molecule: messenger RNA, 1060 nt
Organism: Umbelopsis ramanniana AG
Lineage: Eukaryota; Fungi; Mucoromycota; Umbelopsidomycetes; Umbelopsidales; Umbelopsidaceae
Exons: 6
Coding region: 174-875 (233 amino acids)
Biological process (GO): RNA stabilization
Molecular function (GO): zinc ion binding; RNA binding
Source: RefSeq, a predicted model, not a curated record
CUGGAAUGAUAAUGUAGCUUUGCCACGCAAUGAUUGUUAUACUUUGGGUCUUUCCUUCUCUUGUCACGCAGAACCUGUCAUACUUCCAGUCAGCUUUUUUUUUUUUUCUGGACCAUUGAAAAUAUCAAACAUACCCUAACCCGUACAUUGAACUUCGCAACUAAGUGCUGAUCAUGUUAGAUUCUCAAUUGGCUGCAUACGAGAAGUUUAAGUCUUCUUCUAGCCAAAGCCGCGACAAUGAAGCUCGAUCCAGGAGAUCAAAGCUCUCAAAUGAUCCGUCUUUGCCACGAUUAAAUUCCAUUCACCAAGGUCGCGUAGUCAAAAUCAUGGAAUUUGGUGCUUUUAUACAAAUGGUGGACGUUACGCAGCAAGGUUUAGUCCAUAGAGCGCAGCUGUCGAACCACAGAGUGGAAGAAGUUGCUGAUGUUGUACAAGUCAACGAUUCUGUAUGGGUAAAAAUUGUCGAUAUAGACGAGGACGAUAGCGGAAAAGUUAAAAUUGGACUCUCUAUGAAAUAUGUCAACCAAGGCAAUGGCGACGAUUUAGAUACUGGCAAUGUGAAUUAUGGACGAGAGCUUGAGAAUAGGAAGAAGGGAAAUGUGGCUUCAACCUUCAAUCGCGCACCGAUAGAAUUGACAGACGCCGUAAUGAUGAGCGUUGUUUGCCGAAAGUGUGGUGGCAAGGGUCAUCUGCCAUCGGAAUGUUUCAAUGGCCCUGAUACAAAGUAUGAAUUGAUACCAGAGGAUGAAGAGCUUGACUAUGAUUUGACCAAGAAGCGAGAAAGGUCACAUAAAAGAGAGCAUUCACAUCGAAAAGAGCACAAAUCGAAAAAACACAAGAAAAGAAAGAGGGAGACUUCCCGAUCUGCAAGGUAGGAGGCAGGGAAAAAUGGCAUUGUUUCAUAUCAGUUACUUACUCCAAUGGCAGCCCUGAAGUAAGAAGCGUUAACAGCGUAGCCGAUGCCCUCUCAGUAAUGCGAAGAAGGAGUCGUAAAGAGCAUAAAAAGGUGAGUAGAUUGGCUCAGUCAGCAAGCAAAGCAAUCAUGCGAUGUUUUUGAUUC